Beauveria bassiana ARSEF 2860 is the source of this 6552-nucleotide messenger RNA. RefSeq names its product CCR4-Not complex component. The record is from RefSeq and is a predicted model, not a curated record. Gene Ontology annotation, molecular function: molecular adaptor activity. Lineage: Eukaryota; Fungi; Ascomycota; Sordariomycetes; Hypocreales; Cordycipitaceae. Gene Ontology annotation, cellular component: P-body; CCR4-NOT core complex. The transcript has 3 exons. Gene Ontology annotation, biological process: nuclear-transcribed mRNA catabolic process, deadenylation-dependent decay. The coding region runs from base 1 to 6552 and encodes 2183 amino acids.
AUGGUCCCUCCACCAAGAGCGGGAUCAUUUUCGCCAAAUCCUGCACAAGCUCUUCAGACAGGUUUAAGCCACUCACCGCAUCCGUCGCACACUGGUGUUCUCAGUGCUGGCGCCAGCCCCAGCACCAGCAGUCCGACGGGGGCCAGCUCCCUUGUUAAAAUUGUUGUGGCACAAGUCUAUCUGCUCCUCAGUACAAUCAAAGAGGACAGAGACAGAGCCAAGUGGGAACUGCAACUUGAACAACUGAGAAAGCUUAUCGAUGACCACGGCAUGGAAGUCUUCACCAAAUAUUUCACCCGACUAGUCGUCGGCAAUGCGCCACAAAUAUUUCCUGGCCUGAAUAGGCCAGUUGCUAACCCCGGCAACUACCACAUCCUUGUCAAUGAGAUGCAGAAGAUUGCGUUUGUCCCAGAUCAGGCUGUCAAGAUUGCAGAAUCUGUUGAGAGUGGCACAGAGGACAUUUUUCGCGAUUUUGACCUGUCCACCUUCAUGGAACACUUCAAGCUAGAUGCGCUUACGAAGACGCUGCUUGCACUAGCCUUCAAGAUGGGGUCAAGGGCUGAUCUGAAGACAAAGGCUGAUGCAAUACUGUCAGCCAAUUUCAGUACCUUUGUGCAGAUGUUGGGAAUGCCUGAGAUACAUGCAGAUCUUAUCCCUGACUUCAUGGCUCUAGUUAUCGAUCGGUUCCUACAGUAUCAUCCUCCAAGCUUCAACGGCUCAUCUAGACGAGAGCUCCAUAAUGCUCUUGGAAAGCGAUACGCGUUGAUGGACCAGCCUCCUCCUUCGCAGGUUCUUGCCGUAUUAGAUCUUGCACGGGUUUUAACCGACAAGCCUGCCAAUGCCUUGACCAGAUGCAUACAAAGGACUGGCGCUGAUUUUACUCGCGAUGAAGACACUUGCUUGUCGCAUCUGCAAGGCCGCAACGGCAACUUCCAGCUCACACCGGAGCAAGUUUCUUCGGCACUCACCUUUGUGACUAUCACGCAAACACCUGAGCACGAUCCAUCGGUGUUAGUUGCUGCUCUCCGCCGGAUUGUGCCCAGGACGUUUGAUUGGAAUGAUGUCGUCGGGUCGUUCGACCAGCCUACGGCGAGAAUUACAUCAGCUCAGUUUCUGCGGUUGUAUAAGGCUCUUCUACCGGUGGCCCAGGACUCGAAGUUCGACUUUGACAUACAGCGCCUGUGGGGCGGCACAUGGUCCGAACCAGAAGCGCAAUUGUCUUUUGUUAGCGCAUAUGCUUCGUUGACCCCGGAACAGCUCGACGCUACGACGAUUCCCAAUCUCCAGCGAAGCAUCACUUUGGAGGACUACGCAAACUCGACACAGAAAGCACGCGAACGAGCAGCAGUCGCUGUGAGGCAUCCAUUGGUUUCUGUUGUCGCUCUGUCCGCCAUCUUCAGCGCUGCGCUCAGCUCGGUUCAUGCCUCCCAAACAAUCGAAGCGAAGCGACUCUUUCAAGACGUUGUGGUCCCGAAUCUAGAUAUAUUCCUUGUUUCCGCAUUCGAGGUCCCUCGAGAAUCUUGGGCCGAUAUGGCGAUCGAGACCUUGGGCUCGUUGUUUGAAAACUUUCUGUACAAACGCUCCUCCGAGUAUGAUUUUGUACUCGACAGUCUUUGGCGGAAAGACAAGGAGUGGGUGGCCACUCGUCUUGCCGAUGCACAUGCUGUGAAGCCAAGCGAUCUGCCGCUGCUUUUCGAGCAUGCAGUCAAACACAACUGGCUAGAUGAGCUCGUGUAUUCGGCCAGUGGAUUUGGUCUCGAUUUGGCAGCGCUGGCUCAUGCUGAAGGAUAUCUUGAUCUCGCGAAAUGGGCAAGAUACUUCGCUGAUCGAGAGACGGACGUUUCUAGGACACUUACUCAGUUUCUUCUGAUCAAGUGUAAUUUCGAGAUUGCAUCUCAACGACCGGAUGCGCAGCCAAAUGUCAAGGCUCAAACAAGCCUUCACGUUCGCACGGUAGCCGCUCUGCUACAGAUUCUCGAGGAUUUUAUGCCCAAGGCCCCAGUACAAGAUUUGAUUGUCGUUCAACGUCAGUGUAUCACAGCCUAUCCACGGCUCAUCAACUACGGUGAAGGUCAUGACGAGAUCAUCAAUGCAAAUUCGGCACGUGGCAACGGGCUCCCUCAAGCAGCCAAUAGCAAGAUGGAGGAACAUUACAAAAGAAUGUACGGCGAUGAAAUACCCGUCCGCACAAUCGUUGAUAUCCUCGAACGUUACAAGCACUCGAAUGACUUGCUCGACCAGGAUGUCUUUGCUUGUAUGAUCCACGGUCUGUUUGACGAAUACAAUCACUUCGUUGACUACCCUCUCGAAGCUCUGGCGACUACCGCUGUUCUAUUUGGAGGCAUCAUCUCUCACAAAUUGAUUUCUGAUCUUCCGUUGAAGAUUGGUCUCGGCAUGGUUUUGGAGGCUGUUCGCGACCACCGCCCGGAUGAGUCAAUGUACAAAUUCGGCUUGCAGGCCCUCAUGCAACUGCUUGCUAGAUUUCGCGAAUGGCCAGGCUUCUGCAAAAAUUUGCUUCAGGUUCCUGGUCUGCAAGGCACGGAGGCUCACAAAAAAGCCGAAGAGAUCGUCCGUGAGCAUGAGGAUGAUCUGGCUCGAGGGCGAGGCAGCGCCGGCACUCCUCAUUCGCUAGGCUUUGCUGGCGAUGCUCUAGCAAACGGGAAUGGCGACGAACUUGCCUUGACUAAUCAGCCAACAGCGCCAUUUUCAGCUAUUGGUAUCGACCCUGUCCCCCCAGGGGCCGUAUACGAAGAUCCCGACGAGGAAGAGCAGGGCAAGAUUCAAUUCGUACUCAACAACAUUACAGAGCAGACUCUCGAAUCCAUGUGUGAGGAGCUUCGUGACAUGUUGGAUGACAAGCAUCAACAAUGGUUUGCAAAUCAUCUGGUCGCAGAGCGGGCAAAGAUGCAGCCAAACUACCACCACGUGUACCUCGAUCUGGUCAAAUUCUUCGAGGAUCCAUCUCUGUGGAGCGAGGUGCUCAGGGAGACUUAUAUCAGCGUCGCUCGUAUGCUCAACUCCGAAGCCACGAUGCAAAACUCGACUGAGCGGACACAUUUGAAGAAUCUUGGUGGCUGGCUUGGGCUCCUGACGCUUGCUCGAGAUAGGCCCAUCAAGCACAAGAAUAUUGCCUUCAAGCAACUGCUCAUUGAAGCCCACGACACCAAGAGACUCAUCGUCGUGAUCCCAUUCGUCUGCAAAGUCCUCCUUCAGGGCGCUACUUCGGCUGUCUUUCGAACUCCCAACCCCUGGCUGAUGGAUAUCAUUUAUCUGCUCAUUGAACUUUAUCAUCACGCCGAGCUCAAACUCAAUCUCAAAUUUGAGAUCGAAGUCCUCUGUAAGGGUCUCAGUCUGGAUCAUAAAAGUAUUGAGCCCUCGGGCGAGAUUCUCAAUAGGCCAGCAGUGGAGGAGCCUGCGGUGGCGCUGGCCGCUGAGCAACUUGAGCCAUUCGAGGCAAUAUCAUUGAAUGGCCUCGGCUCUGGCGUCGGCGCCGGGCUCUCCCCUCAGACUGUGGCGCCGACCAUUCCUGACCUGAGUGCGCAGAUCACCAUCCCGCCGACAAAUGAAAUGGUAGUCAGCACCACUAGGUUGCAUGAAAUCGUUCGAAGCGCCGUCAGCCGCGCCCUGCAUGAUAUCAUCCAGCCUGUCGUCGAUAGGUCGGUUACGAUAGCUGCGAUAUCGACGCAGCAGAUGAUCAGAAAGGAUUUCGUUUGCGAGCCAGAUGAGAACCGGGUUCGUACUUCAGCUAUUAACAUGGUCAAGGCAACUGCUGGAAGUCUCGCACUUGUUACGUCCAAGGAGCCUCUCCGGGCGAACUUGACAAAUUAUAUGCGCAACCUUUCGAACGAUCUUCCGUCUGGUCUUCCGGAGGGCACGAUCAUUAUGUGUGUUAACUCCAACCUUGAUCUUGCCUGCAACAUCAUUGAGCAACAGGCUGAAGAACGUGCUGUGCCCGAAAUCGAGGAGCUUCUUGAACCUGAUUUCGAGGCAAGACGACGGUUUAAGGUACAGCAUCCCAACGAGUCAACAUACCCAGCAAACAUCAACCGCUGGGCAAUGACCAUCCCUAACCCCUUUAAGCUAUCUCCUAAUAUGCCCGGUCUUAACCCUGAGCAAAUGGCCAUUUACGAAGACUUUGCCCGCCAGCCGCGUAACACAACAACGAUAGCGGCAUCUGGCGCGAACCACGAGCCCUCGGCUUCUGAUGCGACAAGAUCGCUCGCCAACGAGGUGCUACAAGAGCCUUUCUCCACUAUGGCAAAUAUUCCCACACCUGCAGAGACACCUUCACUCCCACAGCUCGGCUCGCAAAUGCAAGCAUAUGGUCCUCCACAAAGUGCGGGGGGGAGCAUGUCCAACGGAAGGUCAAGCAGUUUCCCUACGGAGGCGCAUGUUUUGGCAGAACGUCUGACUAAAUUGCUGCAAGAACUGCUUCGUACUGCUGGCGAUGCCCGCGAGGAGCACUUUGCCGACUUGCCCCGCCCUCAUCAAGUUCUUGACGUCGUCGACGCGCUAGUUCAAUUAUUUAUCAAGACUUCUCAGAACUCAGAAGAUUUCCCCAUUUAUGCUGCUGAGCAGAUCACUGCUGUCAUCUUCCAGCAGGUGGAAGACAACUUGACUCUGGAGAGCCUCGUUCACGUCCUGGAAACGCUACGCAAAAUCUCUAGUCCCGGUUUGAAUAGCCGUGUGCGUGCUCUGUUCAGUCAACAGCCAGGCAGCAGCUUCCUCAGCUUGCCUCUGCUUGCCGCCCUUACGCGCACUGAUCUCCUUGAUUGGAGAACCAUCGACCUUGCCAUGUCCAAGGCCCUCGUGGCUAAAAAGGAAGGCUCUCUCGAGUUCUUAGAACAGAUGUUCGACCUCGUUCUGCUCAACAGUCGCCCCAUUGCUCUCUAUUCCGAUUUCGUCCGCACGUUGGAGGAGGCAUGGAGUUGGAUCAACGUGGAUGAUGAAUCCGUUGUCGGAGAGAGGCUCAAGGGUAAGCUUGUCGGCUCCGGUAUGUACGCGCCGUCACAAAGCAAUGGCAACGAGUCCUCCUCGAGACGAGAUCAAAUGGAGUAUGUCUUUGACGAAUGGGUGCACUUAUGCAACAACCAGAAUGCAUCAGAUGGCGCGGUUGACGUCUUUGUCAAGCAGCUGCGCGCUACGCAGGUCAUUCGUAACAAAAGCGACUUCUUUAUGUUUGUCCGCACAAGCAUUGACUUCUCUAUCGACCGUUUCGAGCACCUGAUCCAUACAGGAGGUGACGGUUACGUUAUGAUUGAUGCUCUUGCGAAGCUCAUUGGCCUGUUUGUCAGCAUGCACCAGGACGGCGUCACUUCUCGUGCAUCAUUUGUGGACUCAGUGUUUGUCAUUGUUACCUUGGUACUUUAUCACCAUCAUACGAAUCGCGGUGAGCACCUGAAUCAGCGACUGUUCUUCCGCCUCUUCUCAAUGCUGCUCCACGAGCUGCACAGCAUAUGCGACUUGCUGCCCGAGGACGAAUCAAGUCAAAUCAUUCUGACCAUCGCCAGCAGAAUGGAGCCACUCGGUCCAUUUCAUUUGCCUGGCUUUGUCUUUGGCUGGCUCUCGCUUCUGCAACACCGAUCCUUCUUGCCAACCUUGCUGACUGUGCCUGAUUACGCCGGGUGGAAGCCCUUCGCUAGACUCCUACGUCAGCUUUUGGACUGUCUUAGCGAGCAGCUCAAGGCCUUCAGCGUGUCGCCUGUGGCCAAGGACUUGUACAGAGCUACGCUCAAACUCCUCGUCAUUCUUCAACACGACUUUCCCGAUUUCGUCGCGGCGCAUCACGUUGAUCUCUACAAGAGCAUUCCUCCCCACUGCACCCAGCUACUCAACGCUGUCCUCGCCGCUCACCCGCCGCAAAGUUACAACAUGAGGGCGGCCACCAAGAUCAAGAGGGCUGCUGAAUCCGAAGAGACGAAGGUCUAUCCCGGUCUCGUCGAUGACGCAAAAGCCAUACUGCAGCAGGCAGGCCUCAUCGAGGGUAUCGAGCAAGUCGUUCAGGGGGCCACUUCCGAGGGUAUCAUGGCACAGAUUGUCCACAAUAUGAGCACCGGAUCCAACGAGACUACAUUUGGCCACGUCCCAGUUUCUGCCAAUGUUGAUGUUAUUAAUGCCGUCGUCAUUUAUAUUGGCAAUCACGCAGCGGAACGACUAUUUGGCGCCGAGCCGAUGACGAUCAACGGCAAGGAGCCGGAAGCUGCAGCGUUGUCUGUGCUGGUGCACGAGGUGACUUCCGAGGCCAGAUACUAUCUAGUAUCAGGCAUAAUAAACCAGCUACGGUACCCCAACAUGCACACUGAGUUCUUUAGCCAGCUGCUAUUGCAUAUCUUUGGCAAGGACCUGCAUGAUCCGGAAGACACAGAUAUCCGCCAAGAGAUCACGAGAGUCUUGCUAGAGAGACUCAUUGGAUUCUGGCCACAGCCAUGGGGACUGAUGUACACGGUCGUUGAGCUCCUUAAAAACGAAAAGUACAUGUUUUUCGAUCUGCCAUUUCUGAAGUCUACUCCCGAGGUGGCGGAAAGAUUUGAUAAUAUUCUUCAGCGGAUUUAG